UAGAAGAACAGUCUGAGUUGCGCCAUCAUUCCGUUCUCAUAGAAGGACAUCCGCGCAAAGGCAUAGACGGAAUGGUCCUAUCAUUUAUCCUCGUUCAGAAUCGCCAGGGGAAGACGCGGCUUGCCAAAUGGUACGCUCCGUACAGCGAUGAAGAGAAGGUCAAACUGAAAGGCGAUGUUCAUCGUUUGGUAGCUCCAAGAGACCAGAAAUAUCAGUCGAACUUCGUCGAGUUCAAGCGGAGUACCAAGAUCGUAUACCGCCGAUAUGCGGGGUUGUUCUUCUGUGCAUGCGUCGAUGCCACCGAUAAUGAGCUAGCCUAUCUAGAGGCCAUUCAUUUCUUCGUCGAGGUUCUGGAUCAAUUCUUCGGAAACGUCUGUGAGCUGGAUCUGGUUUUCAACUUCUACAAGGUGUACGCUAUUCUGGACGAGGUUUUCCUUGCAGGCGAAAUCGAAGAGACGAGCAAGCAGGUCGUGCUCACGAGGUUGGAACACUUGGACAAAUUGGAAUGAGGGGGAAGCAGUUUCGAGAACGAAGGAUGGCUUGGAGCGGGAAGUGCAAUAGAGCUUCCGACUCUUAUCUGUGCGGAUUUCAUAUUGCUUCAGUUGCAUAUAUGACCACGGGCUAUGGUCAUUACAGGAGUUAGGUCUUUUUUUUUUGGAUUGGUUUUUUUUAUGCAGGCUCUCCCUGCACUGUUACAUACCUAUAGCGCUCGUCUGAAACUUCAUCAUGGCGGUAUCUAAUGUACAAACUCUAAUACCCUA
Aspergillus homomorphus CBS 101889 is the source of this 761-nucleotide messenger RNA. Its product is annotated as AP-2 complex subunit sigma. NCBI's taxonomy places the organism in Eukaryota, Fungi, Ascomycota, Eurotiomycetes, Eurotiales, Aspergillaceae. Gene Ontology annotation, cellular component: AP-2 adaptor complex; intracellular membrane-bounded organelle. The transcript has 5 exons. The coding region runs from base 72 to 509 and encodes 145 amino acids. The record is from RefSeq and is a predicted model, not a curated record. Gene Ontology annotation, biological process: protein transport; clathrin-dependent endocytosis. Gene Ontology annotation, molecular function: clathrin-cargo adaptor activity.